AUGCCACACUCAAACCACUCGCACAGCGGUCAAUUCUGCUCACAUGCCAAAGACUCGCUCGCGUCCGUUCUGCAGCGUGCUCACGCAUUAGCCUUCACUCACUUCCAUCUUAGCGAGCACGUCCCACGCCAACAUGCCACCGAGCUCUACCCGGAGGAGGUCGAAGCGUCCAUCACUCCAGAUUCGCUCCGGGCAACGUUUCGAGAGUAUCUUGAGGCAGCGAGGUGGCUGCAGAACGAGUAUGCGGGGAAGGAGAUGCAUGUGCUGGUCGGCUGCGAGACGGAGAACAUCACCAGUCCGGGGACGCUCGACUACCUCACCGCUGUGCUGGGCAGCCAGGCGGGCACUGAGCCGGAGCUGAUCGGAAAGGGAGUGGUCGACUACAUAGUCGGCUCACUCCACCAUACGAAUGCGAUUCCCAUCGACUUUGACCGUCAGACUUUCGACAGGUCUGUUGCAAGCUUCCAGUCCACUUCUAUGGAUGCACACCUGCAACUGAUCAACCGGUACCUCGACGACCAGCUCGAGGUGCUGCAGCGACUCAAACCCGAGGUGAUCGGCCACUUUGACCUGUUUCGACUCUUCACGCCGCAACUCAAGCUCGAUGCGCCAGAUGUCUGGGACAAGGUGGAACGCAACGUGCGGUUUGCCGUCGAGUACGGCGCGCUAUUCGAGUGCAACGCUGCUGCUUUCAGGAAGGGGUGGAACACGUCGUAUCCAGGGAGGGAGAUUUUGGAUCUGAUUGUGGGGAUGCAGGGGAGGUUGUGCCUCUCGGACGAUUCGCAUGGCGUACAAGCUGUCGGGUUGAACUAUCUGCGACUGAGAGACUAUCUGGUAGAGGCGGGCGUCGAGACCAUCUGGUACCUGGAGAAGGACGAGGGUCAGACGGAUGAGAAGGAAGGAGAUGGCAGGCCAAUAAGGUUCGCGCGCGGAACAGUGGCAAAGGCGAUGGGUUCCGAGUGGAAGACACAGCCAUUCUGGACGACGUUUGCUGCGGCGCUCGAGUCGGAAUCAUAG
Messenger RNA from Kalmanozyma brasiliensis GHG001, 1017 nucleotides. RefSeq names its product PHP, C-terminal. Gene Ontology annotation, molecular function: histidinol-phosphatase activity. Gene Ontology annotation, biological process: L-histidine biosynthetic process. NCBI's taxonomy places the organism in Eukaryota, Fungi, Basidiomycota, Ustilaginomycetes, Ustilaginales. Gene Ontology annotation, cellular component: cytoplasm. The transcript has a single exon. The record is from RefSeq and is a predicted model, not a curated record. The coding region runs from base 1 to 1017 and encodes 338 amino acids.